Molecule: messenger RNA, 1938 nt
Organism: Penicillium griseofulvum
Lineage: Eukaryota; Fungi; Ascomycota; Eurotiomycetes; Eurotiales; Aspergillaceae
Product: alpha/beta hydrolase
Exons: 7
Coding region: 1-1938 (645 amino acids)
Source: RefSeq, a predicted model, not a curated record
AUGUUUUUCUCGCGUGAUGGAUGUGAAAUCCGCUCCUUUACCGCCUUAUCCGACAAAGUCUGGCCUGUUCCAAUCCCCUCGUGGAAGGUGGUGGAGCCUUUCGACAUCCCAAUUCCAGUCACUUGGGACGAAAUUGUUCCUUCGCAGUCACUGGAGUACCACAAUUGCGGCGAUGAGUUCCAAUGCGCGAGACUGGAAGUGCCUAUGGACUAUGAGCGAACAGAUGGAAAAGGUCGCACAUUCGCCCUGGCUAUCGUCCGAUUGCCGGCCAAGGUCCCCGUCACAGAUCCGCGGUACGGAGGCGCUGUUCUGAUCAAUCCCGGUGGACCUGGUGGACCGGGAACAAUGCAGGCGUUCGUGGCGGGUCGAAAUCUCCAACUGAUCAUUGAUGCGGAAGCCGACCCACAUGAGGCUGGAGAAGAGACUGGGAACAAAUAUUUUGAUAUUAUCGGAUUUGAUCCUCGUGGAGUAGGAUCUACAACACCUCCAGUGAUGUGUUUCCCUGAUCCCGUAUCCCAAAGGAACUGGGAGUUGCAAGUCUCAGCGGAAGGGAUGCUGGGAAGUGGACUGGAUUCCUUACAGAGAAACUGGCAACGGACCGAAGCGCUCAACUCAGGUUGUUCCGUAUUCGAUAUGUCGAGUCUAGGAGCAGACGAGUCCGUGAUGUCUUAUGUCAAUACACCACUUGUCGCGCAGGACAUGCUGACUAUCAUUGAGCGCCAUGGAGAAUGGCGUGAGAAGGUGGGCCAAAGAGCCCACAUAACCCACAGAAAGUGCCAUGGACUAGAAGAAGCAAACCAAAUAUUGGAGCGGAUUAGAUGGCGUCGCGGAGAAGAGCCACUCCUCUAUUGGGGUCGCUCAUACGGUACCCUGCUUGGCACCACCUUUGCCUCGCUCUUCCCGGAGCGAGUUACACGAGCUGUUCUCGAUGGCGUAGUCGACAUGGUGAAGUACUACCAAGGAACAGGGCCGAAUGUUGUUGCUGACGCAGAUGCCAUAUUUGAUCGGUUUGGCCGGUACUGUAAUGAGGCCGGGCCCGUGGGAUGUCCCUUCUAUAUUGGGGGUGGUCCAGAGGCUAUCAAGGCAGCAUACCGGCAGCUUGAGCAGCAGAUUCUCAACGCCUCAAUUCCUGUCAUGGCAUCUACAGAACGGGGACCAGAGGUUGUAACGUGGACGGACAUCAAAAAUAUCCAGCGUGUUGCCAUCUACCAGCCACUCAUUGCAUUCCCCGUCCUAGCAGACAGAAUGACCGAGCUGGGCAAGGGGAAUGCCGUUCCCAUGGCCGAUUUCAAGCAUGGGAGCCACUUCGGCACGUGUCCGUCUAACAAGUGCAGUAUUGCUGGGCCUUGGUCUCCGGAAUGUGCUACGACGCAGGAUAAUUAUCUCUACGCUAUGGCUGCUAUCAUGUGCUCGGAUGCCGAACAUUUAACAACUCUGAAUAUUGAGCAAUUCCAGGUAGAAUGGUCUAGUCUUCUGGCUGACAGUGAAUCUCUCGGUGAUUAUUGGGCGCAAUUGCAAUUGAGCUGUGUUGGAUGGAAAGCCAGGGCUAAGCACCCUUUCGCGGGGCCGUGGGGUACUACUACUGUUCAUCCCAUGCUCUUCGUAUCAAACACUCUGGAUCCAGUGACUCCACUCCACGGUGCCAAACACAUGUCCCAGAUAUUCGCAGGAUCCGGGCUGCUCCAGCAAGAAUCAGAGGGACACACAACACUCACAGCGCCAUCAAUAUGCGUGGCAAAGGCUAUUCGCCAUUACUUUCAAACUGGUACACUACCAGUGGGGGGAACUCUUUGUCAAGCUGACCUCAAGCCAUUGGUUGGAUCUCCGCAUCAUCGCGACACGGUCAGCCAAACCUUCAGCACAGCCGACCGAAAACUGUUCGAGGUGUUGAUGGCCGAGAUCAAGGUCUAUCUCCUAGAUCUAACGCUCACGAUUUGA